Messenger RNA from Trichophyton rubrum CBS 118892, 1047 nucleotides. RefSeq lists its product as uncharacterized. The record is from RefSeq and is a predicted model, not a curated record. Bases 1 to 1047 code for a protein of 348 amino acids. The transcript has a single exon. NCBI's taxonomy places the organism in Eukaryota, Fungi, Ascomycota, Eurotiomycetes, Onygenales, Arthrodermataceae.
AUGUAUAGCACAUGGCCCCCUUUAGAAGCUGAGAUACGCCGAAGACUAUGGUGGUCGCUUGUGGUCUUCGAUAAUCGCAUAUGCGAAAUGUCUGAUUACGGAACCACUUCUUUGAAUCCUUCGUGGGAUUGCAGAAUUCCUCUCAAUAUGAAUGAUUCAGGGCUUCAGCCAAAGAUGAAGGCCUCACCGGCAAUAGCAGACUACAAACCAUCAGAGAUGAUUUUUGUGGUUUGGCGCUGCCAGCUGGCUGACUUCAUCCGCUAUAGUGCCUUCCAUCUUGACUUCACUAACCCGUGCUUCAACAAAGUAAUGGCAGCUAGGUCUAGCCAUAUAGAGGAGGCACGGCAUUUAGUAGCCCUAGAAAGGACGAUAGAAGAGAAAUAUCUCGCAUCCUGCAAUUCAGAGAGCCCCCUUCACUAUAUGACAAUCUGGACAAUACGUGGCUACAUCGCGAAGUAUCGUCUGCUGCAGCACUAUACCCUGAACGCCAAGAAGCAACCAGAUCCGCUGCAUACUAUUGGUAUCUUCUAUGCUCUACGCAUGCUAGAAUGCAAUACAAAUCUUAUGGACUCGCCACGUAUCAAAGGUUACCUCUGGCUUGUUCAAUUUCACUUCCCUUUCCUUGCUUACAUACACCUCCUUCAAGAUUUGAAAAGACGGCCCGUCGAAAACCACACCGAUACGGCCUGGAAGGCCAUGACCCAUAACUAUAUGUUACGCAUAGCGGGUUCAAACCAAGAAGAACACAGUGACUUUUUUCUUGUUUUUUCUAGGAUAGUUCUUCAAGCCCGGGAGGCAUGCGAGAAUAGUGCUCGAGAAAAGGGUAAGAUACUAAUAACUCCAGAUAUUGUGCUGGAUAUCAAAAAAAAGAUUAUACAAAUAACAACAAAUUUCUUGGGCAAUAUUAGCACGGCGCAGAGUAAUGAGUCAAACACUUUUGAUGAAAAUUACGAUAAUAAUGAGAGGCUGGGGUUUAAUUUGGAUUCAUUUGAGUACUCUGAUUUAUUCCAAUUAAAUACUAUAGAGGAGCUUUUAAAAUCUAACUAG